GCGGGGCGCUGGCGGCCGCCAUUUUGUGGGAGGGCGCUGGCGAAGGGCAGAGCGCGGCAGCGAGGGGACAAGUGACCAUGGCAGGCCAUGACUCAGGAUCUCAACACCAGUUCACUGGAUUUCAGAAAUACUUCAAUUCCUAUACCAUCAUAGGCAGGAGGAAUUAUGUAAUAGCGACGUAUACAAGCAUUGCAAUGCUCAUCUUAUACUUCAAGCUUAGGCCUAAAAAGAAAACUCCUGCUGUGACAGAAAAGUAAACGGUUGCUGGCAUGACUGAACCUCCCAUCUAUGUCAUUGUAACAGAAGUUGAUGUCCUGUGUACGGCGAGCCUAAUAAAAUAUAUACAAUGA
Rhea pennata is the source of this 350-nucleotide messenger RNA. It is a transcript of the gene ATP5MK, whose product is annotated as ATP synthase membrane subunit k. NCBI's taxonomy places the organism in Eukaryota, Metazoa, Chordata, Aves, Rheiformes, Rheidae. Bases 78 to 257 code for a protein of 59 amino acids. The transcript has 4 exons. The record is from RefSeq and is a predicted model, not a curated record.